AUGCAACCUUUUUUGCUGUCCAAUGCGACUGUCAGGGUGGGCUUUGUGGAGCGGAUCACAACCAUCACCCUCACCUGCGCCUUCUGCUCAAUCAUCUUUUUUGUCAACGGGACUAUGUUGUUCACCUUGAGGAGUAAAGGUGUUUUUCGGGAAACGGCGCGCUACAUCCUGCUGUUCAACCUGUUGCUUGUAGACACGCUUCAGCUAAGCAUCAGCCAGCUAAUGUUCUGUCUGAACGCCUUUCACGUCACCCUCUCGUAUCCCGUGUGCGUCCUUCUCGCUUUGUUCGCCAAUCUUCUCACUAGAAUGUCUCCUGUACUGCUAGUCGCAAUGUCAUUGGAGAGAUAUGUCGCUGUGUGCCACCCUCUCCGACACGCCUCCGUCACUACCGUCAGGAACACGGCGGUGGUCGUGUACGCCUUGUGGAGCUUUUGUUUUUUCAAUGUUGUCAUUCAGGCAUUUUUAUUUGUAUAUUAUUUUCCUUUCGGCCAACUGGAGAGUCUGCAAAUGACACAGUUGUGCAGCUACAAAUUACUGCUCCUUGUGUCUGCCGGUCAAAUCCACCACACUGUUUCCACGUUUUUUGUGUUCAUCUCAGCAGGUCUGAGCAUUAUUUUCAGCUACGUAGCCGUAAUCAUUGUGGCCAGAUCAAUGGCUACAAACAAAGACUCCUCAACUAAAGCUCGUAACACACUGUUGCUGCACCUGUUCCAGUUGGGCCUCUGCCUCUUGUCAGUGCUCUACACAAUUCUGUUAACAAGGAUCGCCACUUUCUUUGAAUGGCUGGAUUUCAUGCGACUCCAAUGUUUUUUGUUCAUAUGCUUUAUCCUAAUGCCCAGAGGUCUGGGUUCGCUGGUGUACGGCCUGAGAGAUCAGAGCCUCAGGGUUCCGUUUCUGUACCAUCUCUGCUGUCACGUUGCAUUGUCAGUCGCUUCUGAUUAAACUGUUAUUGUGUCCUGACAAAGCUCUCUUUCCUUCACCUGCACUUGGGACACGUUCAAACCGUACUGCCAUCAACACAAAAAAACACAUGUGCAUGGCAUCCCUUUUGACUCUGUAUUGAUUUGUAGUCCACGGCAUGGUAGUACAAGCAUGAUGUGUAUGUACAGGUUUAUUGUAAUACACCUGCAACAGAAACCUUUAGAAUUGUGAACAUUCUGACAGUGACUUGGGGGAAACUGUCUUGGGCUACUGGAACGUGUUUUAGACUGUCAUAUCAUGUACUUUGUUUGACUUGCCUUUAUCGUACAAUAAAAUGACAUGAUGUUUGAAAAGCUUUGUCCUUAUUUUGUUAAAAAUUGCCCAUGAAUGUGUUUGUCAAGAAAUAGCAUG
This is a messenger RNA of Corythoichthys intestinalis (scribbled pipefish), 1332 nucleotides long. RefSeq names its product odorant receptor 131-2-like. The coding region runs from base 1 to 942 and encodes 313 amino acids. Gene Ontology annotation, molecular function: odorant binding; G protein-coupled receptor activity; olfactory receptor activity. The record is from RefSeq and is a predicted model, not a curated record. Lineage: Eukaryota; Metazoa; Chordata; Actinopteri; Syngnathiformes; Syngnathidae. Gene Ontology annotation, biological process: G protein-coupled receptor signaling pathway; detection of chemical stimulus involved in sensory perception of smell. Gene Ontology annotation, cellular component: membrane. The transcript has a single exon.